Molecule: messenger RNA, 1929 nt
Organism: Iphiclides podalirius (scarce swallowtail)
Lineage: Eukaryota; Metazoa; Arthropoda; Insecta; Lepidoptera; Papilionidae
Source: the annotation of a GenBank genome assembly
AUGGCCAAUUCUGUAAAUAUAUCUAUUGAAGCGCCUAUUGAAAAUCAAAUACAAGAAAUAACAUACGAUGGACAAGAAAUAUACCAAGCACCACUGUCUAUGUCAGAAAAUCUGUCCAGAUUGGCACAAAAAAUAGACUUUUCAAAGACUGAAGAUGAAUUCUGCAACAUUAAAAAAGAAGGAGAGAGCAGUAUUGAAGCCAAAUCUGAGGAUGAGAAUAAAGAGCCGGGAUAUCAGUCUAGUUUGUGGCCUUGGGAUUCUGUGAGGAAUAAACUACGAAAUGCACUCACUGAAGUAGGUGUGUUGGCUGAUGUUCUAAGUAUAGCUAAAGAGAAGAGAUACAUGGUGUUAGAUCCAAUCCAAGCAGAGCAAGUGGACAACCGGCCAAUGGUGCAAGUGUAUGGACGCAAGAAGGCCUUGGGUGCUGCUGGAGCAGUUUUGCUAGCUGGUGUUGAAAGACUGCGUGCCAGUGAGACUAUGAGAAUGACACGGAAUAUGCCAGACUUCCACAUUGACUUGUUACGGCUUAGACAGAACUGGAGAUUAAAGAAAGUUUCCAACACUAUUGUUGGGGACUUGAGUUACAGAACUGCUGGUUCUAAAUUCAGUCAGACAGGCGUUUUUGAGGUAACCAAGGCUCCAGAAGAGCAAAUAGCGCAAGCUAUGAGUAUGAAUUCAUCUGGACCAGCACCCUCAGCAUUAAGAGUCACUGUUCCUCCAGAGUUGCAAGGGGUCGCAUUCAUUUCUGUUCUCUGCCAGAAAGAGCAAGAAGAUGUUGUGACUGCUACCUUAAGCUCCUCAGCACUCAACUGUCCGGGAACAUUACCUGGUGAUGGGGCGGAGUUGCACUGGCAACAGAAGUUGGAAGCAGCGCAGAAUGUAUUAUUCUGUAAGGAGCUCUUUGCUCGCCUUGCAGCCGAGGCUGUCCAGUUAGACGCGUCCAUACCGCAUAUGGUAGUGGGAAAUCAGAUUAUGGCGACUGUUCUACCCGGCAUUCAGCUGUUAAUUGGACUCUGCCAUAACAAUGGUCAAAACAAUAAUAAUACAGAAGUAAUUAAAAGUGAAGCGUCCACCGGUAAAUCGGAGCAUGACCACGUAUUGGAGCAUUCGCUGCAUCAGCUGCUACGGGCAGUCCACCACAACAACACUCACCACCCGUUCCCUCAUCCAGCAACAGGUCCCCUUGGUCCCUCAAAACGCCGUUCACUGGCUGGGCCCAUGGCAGCAGACCGCUAUGAAUUAUUGGAAAUGAGCAAAGAGCAGUCCCUUUUAGAACAAAUCAUUCAACAAGCGCAACACUUCUUCAUGCGCAGACGUAGCGAAUAUGUCCUGGACACCAUAGCAAAAGAGGUGAAGGACCCGUUGAUUGUGUCACAUUGGAACGCUCUGAACAGCCCAACACAGUCUUGUGUCAAGAUAAACAUUGUAGCAUAUGGGUACGACGCAGUCUGCCGCACCUCGCUGGUGGUGCACGUUGGAGAGAAGACCCUCAAGUGCAUCUGCCGAGAUGGCAAAGUGCGCCAUCUCUCGUACGAGCUGCAGGAGCUAAGAGAUCUCAUCUAUUGCCAGACCUAUCAGCACCAGAUGACGGCGGUACAGGCGGUGGGCCGCUGUAUGGGCUGGCAGCUACUUGCCAGCAGCGCUCACCUUGGAUCAGGGCCAGUGGAACCUCUCGGCAACGCUUCCUCUUGCCUCUUGGCUUCCCCCAAUGGUGACAGGAUGAUAGCAAUUAGAUGUGAACCAUCUGUAGGUAUCCAAGUGUUCAUAGCUCAAUCUCCAAGAAAGGACUUCUUUGCCAGUGAAUUGGUGCAGGAUAAGAAAUGGGAAAAUCUUGGUGGUGCAUUCAAAGAAAUUAAAUUAGACAAAAUGGAAGGCAAAAACUUUUUGAAUAAGAUGGAACUGUUGAUGGCGUGCCUAAGUAGCCCAUCA